Molecule: messenger RNA, 1194 nt
Organism: Microthlaspi erraticum
Lineage: Eukaryota; Viridiplantae; Streptophyta; Magnoliopsida; Brassicales; Brassicaceae
Source: the annotation of a GenBank genome assembly
AUGCAUUGGCUCGCGUGGCGGAAGCUGUGUCGACAUAAAACUGACGGGGGACUGGGAUUUAGGGUAAUAGAAGAUUUUAACACAGCGCUACUCGCAAAACAGUUAUGGCGCCUAAUGGAUAACCCGGAAUCCCUGUUUGCUAAAGUUUUCAAGGGGAGAUAUUUUCGGAACUCAACCCCCUUGGACCCAAUUCGCUCUUACUCUCCAUCUUAUGGAUGGCAGAGUAUCGUUUCAGCUCGACCUCUGGUAUGCAAAGGACUUAUUAAAAGAGUUGGUUCAGGUUCAUCUAUAUCUGUAUGGUAUGACCCCUGGAUUUCCGAUUCUUGCCCGAGGCCAGCUAUCUGUAAAGGAAUUAAUUACUACCCACACCUCACGGUGAAUCAGUUAAUUAAUUCCCAGACCUCAACGUGGAAUCGACCACUAUUGCAACAAUUUUUUGAGAGUGAGGAAAUCACUCGCAUUACGGGUAUACCAGUGGCUACUGGAUAUAAACCCGAUACCUGGGGCUGGUUUUAUACAACAACGGGUCGGUAUACGGUUAAAUCGGGAUAUACUGUGCUACAGGAGCUCUCAGAUGAGGGGACACUACCAGUCUUUGGACCGGACACUCGGAGAUUGCAAGCACAAUCCUGGAAGGUUAAAUGCACCACAAAACUCCAACAUUUUCUCUGGCAAAUUAUUACCGGAUGUUUAUCGGUUGGCGCACGUUUAUGUAGUCGGGGAAUGCGUGUGGACCCACUGUGCGUGAGAUGUGGAAGUAAUGGAAUCUGCGAUAACGGAAUCCCGGGCAUGGGUAGCAGCACAAACGGUAGCAGACGGAGUAUCCAAUAUAUCUCCAUCAACUCCGGCCACGUCCCACCGGGAGAGUGGUGUCAGAUUGAUGGAGCAUGGAAAGUGACAGACAGUCGGGCUGGACUUGGAUGUAUGCUAGUCCAUAACAAACGACGGAUGAAUUUCCAAACAGAUAGCGCUCAGUUGGUGAAGAUGGUGUCCAAACCUGAGUGGCCAGCUUUUGCGAUCUUGCUUGAAGAAGUGGAGCAUUGUAGAGGGAUGUUCCAGGCGUUCUCCCUCACAUACAUUCCCAGAACGAAGAACACAAGGGCAGACAAGCUAGCACGGAGUGCUCGAGCUCAGCCCCAUGAUGUGUAUUACAUAAACUCAGUUCCCCCGAUUCCGCUUCCCGGACCGGUAUAG